This is a messenger RNA of Morus notabilis, 792 nucleotides long. Its product is annotated as PRKR-interacting protein 1. Bases 50 to 580 code for a protein of 176 amino acids. Gene Ontology annotation, molecular function: double-stranded RNA binding; protein kinase inhibitor activity; protein kinase binding. The transcript has 2 exons. Gene Ontology annotation, biological process: negative regulation of protein kinase activity. The record is from RefSeq and is a predicted model, not a curated record. Lineage: Eukaryota; Viridiplantae; Streptophyta; Magnoliopsida; Rosales; Moraceae. Gene Ontology annotation, cellular component: nucleolus.
GAGACAAGAAAAAUUGAACAAAGAAGUUAGUUAGGGUUUCGAAGACCAAAUGUCGACGGGCAAGCCCAAAGACAAGGACUUGCAGAUGGUGGCGGCGCCGGUGCCGGAGAAGAGAAGUCUCGCGCUUCCACCGAAGGCGCCGGCGACGACCGGGUCGACGGCGCUUGUGGAGUAUACCCCGCCGGUGCUACAGGAAGAGGAUCUCGAAAUUAAGCUCCGGCGAAUCCUCGAGAACGUCCCCGUCCGCGUCAGCAACACCUCCGGCAGUUCUGCCGGUUCCGGCUCCGGCGACUUUCAUCAGUAUCGACAAAUGAGACGAAAAGAGCAGGAUAGACUUGCUCGGAUGGAUGUCGACUUUCAGCGAAGGAAAGAAGUUGCUGAAUUCACUAUGGGAAGGGAAGAAAGGUUGAAAGCCGCUGAGGAGAGAACUGCCAAAAAGCGCUUGAAACGUCAAAAGAAAAAGCAGAGGAAAAGGGAGAAGAAGAGCACGGGAAAUGCAGAUGGAGAACAUAUUAAGAAAGAAGAGUCUUCAGAUGAAGAAGGGGGGGACUCUGAUAACGGGGAGGUGGCAGCAAAAUGAACCAAUUGCGCACCAAAUAUUUGAGUUUUACACCGUAAAAUUUGUUUCAAGCUUGUAACAUGUGCCUCUUGUCCUCUUUGUAGUAAAACAAAAAAUUUGGGCGAUCCAGUUUUGGAGUCUAACUUUAAUUUUGUUUAUUUUGUGCCUCGAUAGAUUUGAUUGCUGUGCAGUCUAAUUUUGCCGAUGGAUCAGAAAAAAGAUCAUUAAUUUAC